This is a messenger RNA of Solanum tuberosum (potato), 1101 nucleotides long. RefSeq names its product elongation of fatty acids protein 3-like. Bases 154 to 1008 code for a protein of 284 amino acids. The transcript has a single exon. The record is from RefSeq and is a predicted model, not a curated record. Gene Ontology annotation, biological process: very long-chain fatty acid biosynthetic process; fatty acid elongation, polyunsaturated fatty acid; fatty acid elongation, saturated fatty acid. Lineage: Eukaryota; Viridiplantae; Streptophyta; Magnoliopsida; Solanales; Solanaceae. Gene Ontology annotation, cellular component: endoplasmic reticulum membrane. Gene Ontology annotation, molecular function: fatty acid elongase activity.
AAGGAGCUACUGGUGUACUAGAAAGUCUAGCAGUGGAACUACGCAGUCUUGUGCAAAGCACAUUAAUUCAUUUCUGAUAUAUCAACUUUCUGGCCUUUCACUUUGCAUAUAAUCUCAAAUCAUUUCUCAAGCUCAUAUAUUGCUAUUUGUUCGAUGAUUCACAUCGUGCGUUAUUAUCUCUCUGAGCACCCUUCUGUUGUAAAUUUUCGUUGGAGUCACAGCCAAUCAUGGGGUAACACGUGGUUCUUCCUCUUCACCUCUAUUGCAGCCUAUGUUAUCUUCUCCCUCUUCCUCCACCUUUUUCUUUGCCUCCUCUUCCGUAACCGCCGUCCUCUCCCUCUCGGCCCCAUCCCCGCCGUUCACUCCCUCUCUAUGGUCCUAAUCUCCCUCACCAUCUUCACCGGAAUACUCCUCUCCGCCGCCGCUGAAAUCCGCGAAACUCGCUGGUUCUGGCGCCGUAACAAAACCACCACUUUCCAGUGGCUCCUCUGUUUCCCUCUCGGCACGCGCCCUUCCGGACGCGUCUUCUUUUGGUCCUACAUUUUCUACCUAUCUCGCUUCCUCCACACGCUACGUACUUUCUUCUCCAUUCUCCGGCGUCGAAGACUCUCCUUCUUUCAACUCUUCAACCACUCCAUACUCAUAUUUAUGUCCUUCCUGUGGCUAGAAUUCUCGCAAUCGUUUCAAGUACUAGCAAUACUAUUUACAACGUUUUUAUAUUCUGUUGUUUACGGUUACAGAUUCUGGACCGCGAUUGGAUUGCCAAGCGCGUGCUUCCCGUUUGUUGUAAGCUGUCAGAUUCUGUUACUGGGAUGUAACGUUCUGUGCCAUGUUGGGGUUCUUUUGCUCCAUUUCAUGAAAGGUGGGUGUAACGGAAUUGGGGCAUGGGUUUUCAAUUCAGUGCUCAAUGCUGCUAUUCUAUUUUUAUUCCUCAAUUUUUAUGUGAAGAAUAGAAAUGGUGUAAAAGAUACUGAAAUUUUGGACUCUCUGAAGAAUAAUGAUAGUUGAAGUACAUCCAACAGUUUGUCUACUUUUUUUUGUUUUUCACAAAAUUUUGUAUUGAAGUUAUGUCAGUUGGGUUGUAAAUUAUGUUAAAAGGAA